AUGGAGGCGCGGCAGCAGAAGGAGGCACUCGCGCAGCAGAAGCGAGAAGAAAGUGCCCUGAAAAAAGAAAAGGCCAUGAUCCGCAAGGAGGCGCUGGAGAAAAAGCGGGAUGAAAUGGCGCAGCAGCGAAAGCGAGCGGCGCUCCUAAAGCAGCAGCAGCGUGAUGCCGCCAAGGAGCGCCGGCAAAAGGCCAAGCUGGACAAAAAAGAGGAGGCAAUGCGAGCGAAGCAAGCCAAGGCGAGUGAGGCACUAAUGUUGGCCGAGGCGCAGCAGCGGCAAAGGGCAGUAGCGGAGAUGGAUCGCAAGCAGCGUCGUCUGCUGUCGAUCACGCCCUUUCAGCCGCGGCACCCCGGGUUGAAGCAGAACCUGCUCAACCCGGUGCAACGGCACAUGCUUCUCAAGGUGCUUGUGAUGAUGCAGAUGCAGCGUGAGUGGCUUGCUCUUGGCGACCCCGGUACGCUGAGUAUGUAUGGCUUCCCUUUUACCUCAUCGACGCCGUCUCAGCGGUCCUCAAACUGGCAGCUGCGCCUAUUCCGCAAGCAAAGUACAGAGCUGCCGCCUGAGCCGCCUAUGCCCUCAGAGGAGCCAUUGAUUUUGCGCCAUCUGUUCCAAGUCCAUCUCCGGUACCUGCCGGGACUGCGCGAUGCUCCAUUGGAUUACUGGCAGAAGCACAUCCAGAGCAUCAUUGAGGCAUUCGUGAACAAGCGGGGGGAGAUUGUGCUGACGCACCUGCUCUCGCUCAUUGGUACGCAGUACCUGGGCCUCUUCUUCGCACGCGGUGUGGGUGUGCGGGGCGAGCAUGAGCUGCGAGGUCCGGGCGUUGGUGAUCCAGGUACAGAAAGGUGGGGCGUCGGCAAGGGCUGGGGUGCCGGCACUGUCAAGCGCGGCUUGGCGCGACCCUAUGUCUUGACAGACAAAGAUUACGACCUGAUCGACUCGUUAUUUACCGGCGACGAUCUGCAGGUCUGGCAGGAAGCAGGUCGCGAGUCGGAGCGGAUUCAGUCAGACUGGAACGCAUUCAAGGAAACCAUCAUUGAGCAGGAGACGGGACUGCAGGACAUGGUGGCGUAUCUGUCAGUGAGCCAUGUGGACAAUCUGCCCGUGGAGCUGCAGAACGCCGAGGAGUGGGUGCGGGUCCAUGUGGCCAAAGUCUUGCGGUGGCUCUUUGUGGCGUCGCCAGCGGCCGAUGGGCUGUUCAACUUUGUACGCGUGGUGCAUAUGCUUUUUCCAUACUGGGCUGUGCGGCAGGCACUGAUGGUAACGAAUGCGCAAACGAUGGUUCAGCUGCUGGUAUCGAUCCUCCUUGCGCAGCCUGCCGGCGCCGACUCGCUCUUCCAGCGCAUCGUCAGCCACUCAAUCGGCAAAGAAGCUACGACAGUGCAAAAAGAGCAGAUUGACCCGCUGCUCCAGGAGAUCUCAGAGCCGAUGCUCGUGCACAAGGUGGAAGCCUAUGUGCGCCAGCGCACAGUGGAAGAGACGACAAAAAUGCACGCCGAGUCGGACCGACAAGGCGACGAUAUCCUCACUACAAUUUUGCUGUCGAACCUGGCGCCGGAACUGGACGAGCCGAUGCAAGACCACGUCUUGGCCAUGCAAACGGCCUUUGCCGCGUCGCCGUACCGGGCGAACCUCGAGCUCGCAUACCCUGCGUCGAUGCGUCAGGACCCGAGCUCGUCGUCAGCACCCGAGUGGGAGGCGAGCGGUCCUGUCCAGACCCAAGCGCGAACCUUUGCGCUACUGAAGCUGCUCCUACGUGCCAUGCUGGCCAAGCACGACCGCACGCGUCUAGCCAAACUGCUUAGCUCGAGUUUGUUUGUGGGCUUUCUCAAAGAGUCGCUCACACAUGUAUUUUAUGGUGGCUUGCGCCAGGUGUCCAAGGCGGCGGACCUGGGUGGGCGUCUUGGGGACCUACAAAAGAUGCUAGACGACAUGAUCGAGAUGCGCAAGUCGGAUGACAAUUCGGAGAAGCGGUGGAUCGAGUGGGCGACCCAGCACCACGAGUUCCUCUACUUUUUCGCCCACGAGAUGGCCCCUGUGCUGGGGCCCAUAUGGGAGUGGUGCCAGGCGAGCCUGGACUUUUUGUCCCUGUCGACUAGUGACCCGCAGCACCCCGACGACCGCCGCGCGCAGGACAUUGAGGUGAAUUUGGAUGAGAUGUUGCACGACAAGCGCAUCACAGACGAUGAUGUCGAAUGCAUUAUGGAAGAGCUCAACGCACUCAUCCACUACAGCCGCUGGUCUAAGAUCCGGCGCGAGAUUGAGUACCGGUGCAUGUAUGUGCAGACGAGCGCGCAAGAGGAUGUGCCCUUCUCUGAGAAGCCGUCUGAGAAGAUGCUUAGCGUCGUGCAAGAUGCGCAUGCGCUCUUUCUUGACCUCUUGGACGAAGAACGUGUGAAAGCCAACGACGGUCUGUGUGACGAUGUGCGUGGCUCGGAGCGCGAUCAGUUGCCAUGGGCCGUGUUUGAUGUGCCGGACCCCCUCGGCCAGUCGAUCCGCGCCGAGCCCAUGUCGGAGCAGCAUCGCGUCCGUGAGCCCCGCUCGCCCCUGUCCGGGCCGUCUUUGGUAUACACACGCAAGCUCCAGCCACUGUUCCGUGAGCUACUCGUGGCCGAGCUGCCCGACUGGCUCGACCAGGAUAUCAACGGCCCGCCCAAACCACCGCCCAAGCAGUUGGCCGCGGCGUCGAAGCAGCUGUUGCGGCAGACGCGCGCAUAA
Messenger RNA from Malassezia sympodialis ATCC 42132, 2715 nucleotides. RefSeq lists its product as uncharacterized. The record is from RefSeq and is a predicted model, not a curated record. The coding region runs from base 1 to 2715 and encodes 904 amino acids. Lineage: Eukaryota; Fungi; Basidiomycota; Malasseziomycetes; Malasseziales; Malasseziaceae. The transcript is spliced from 2 exons. Gene Ontology annotation, molecular function: phosphatidylinositol binding.